Messenger RNA from Patiria miniata (bat star), 3071 nucleotides. RefSeq names its product protein arginine N-methyltransferase 6-like (gene prmt6). The transcript is spliced from 14 exons. Lineage: Eukaryota; Metazoa; Echinodermata; Asteroidea; Valvatida; Asterinidae. Gene Ontology annotation, biological process: peptidyl-arginine methylation. The coding region runs from base 187 to 1251 and encodes 354 amino acids. The record is from RefSeq and is a predicted model, not a curated record. Gene Ontology annotation, molecular function: protein-arginine N-methyltransferase activity.
UUUUUUGCAUGUUGCACGUGUUCCACACGACCGUUCCACACACAUUGUGCAUGCAUUCCGGGCCGACUGAUUGCUCUUACUUUAUAGCUCUCCUUGUGUCGCAAGCCGAACAGAUUCCAGAAUCGCAACACAAGCAGUCACAUAGGACAAGUCACUGUAGCCUGAGUGUAGCUCCAUUUUCUGAUCAUGGCAAGUAAUGGAUCAGAUGAGGCACCAGCUAAACGGAUAAAACGAAGGCGGCAAGAUGAGGAUGGGUUUUAUUUCAAGUCAUAUGCGGGUGUUUCGAUCCAUGAAGAGAUGAUCCGGGAUGAAGUCAGGACAAACUCAUACAGACUGGCCAUACUUCGCAGCAGCGAACAGAUUGCAGGCAAGAUUGUGGCCGAUAUAGGGGCAGGAACUGGAAUUCUCAGCUGUUUCUGCGCACAAGCCGGAGCUAAGAAGGUGUAUGCCAUCGAGGCCAGUGCCAUAGCGGAGCAGGCCAGGAAGGUGGUCAAGUCCAAUGGGAUGGAACAGCAGAUCCAGGUCAUCCAGGGUAAAGUAGAAGACGUCGAACUCCCUGAGAAGGUGGACGUCAUUGUCAGCGAGUGGAUGGGGCACUUUCUGUUGUACGAAUCAAUGUUGAAUUCUGUCAUCUAUGCCAGAGACAAGUGGCUGAAAAAGGGAGGGAUCAUUCUUCCAUCAAAAGCAUCUUUAUAUUUGGCGCCGAUUACUAAUGAAGAGAUAUACAAAGAGAGGAUCGACUUCUGGUCAGAAGUGAAGAGUAAAUACAGGCUGAAUAUGGAUUGCAUGAUCCCGUAUGCAAAGGAAUGCAUUUUUGGUUCUGUCCAGAUUGAAGACGUGAUUGGCUCAGACUUGAUCGCGCAUGAACGCGAGGUAGCUACCAUCGACAUAAGCACGAUAACAGAACAAGAACUCCAGUCAAUACAGGGAUCCUUCGACUUCAAGUGUUUCGGCAUUUCAAAGUUCUGCGGAUUCGCCGCCUGGUUUACGGUGACCUUUGAUGACAUUCAGGACAGGGAUCCUGUCACAAUAUCCACGUCGCCCUACAAACACCCAACCCACUGGAAACAGAGUGUGCUGUACCUACCAGAACCAGUCAGCGUAGAGCAAGACACGGAGAUGAAGGGUCUGAUAACGCUCUCGCCAGGGAUGACAAAUUCUCGGUAUUUGGAUGUAGCAUUGCAAUAUACUGUAGGGGAAAUGCCCCAAAUCAGCAGGCACUACACGAUGUCAGAUGACUACCCUAGCUAGCUAACUGAAGUGACAUGAUGACAAUAUUCCAUUGUUUUUGAACUCGUCAUUUGCUACACUACUCUUCAGAUCUAUGCCCUUCCAUUCUCGGCCCUCUGUAUUUUGCUUGAAUCACUCCCCUUUCAACCAACGCCUCCCAUUUCCAAUCGAUCAACCACUCAUCAUUCCAUCAACCCCUCCCCUUUUCCAGUAACCCAAGCCCUCCUCUUUCAAUCAUUUUCUCACUUUUCCAUCAAGCUCUCACCUUUGCAAUAGCCUGACCCUUCCCCUUUACAAUAAACUCCUUGAUUUCCGUCAACCCCUCCCCUUAAAUAAAUUAUAAUCUAGAAAUUACUGUGACAAUGGCAUGUGUAGGGAUUUCAUUGAAAUAAACCCCUUUGAUCGUAAUCAAUAUUUCUCGGGUUGAACGAGGUGGUUUGCUUUGUUUCCGUUAAAAACAAAACAUUGUUAUAGACCCCCUUUUGUAAUGGAAGCCAAUACUUAUGGCUUUUUUUUUAAACUAAAUUCAAAUUCAGUUUUACUUACAUGUAGGCACAAGAGGUCUAAACAUGCAGUGAACAAAAGCACACAACCCCAAAGAUAGAUGCAAAGCAAAGGAUAUUAACAAGUUAUAAAACUGGGCCAGUGUUAAAAGAUUUCAAAACAAGCAAAUUUUUCGGAGAUCUUGACUUUUUAUACCAUUCUUAAUCCAAAUUGUAUCAUAUAACUUCCUUAUGACACUGCUACUUAAAAAAAUGUUGAAACAUUUGCAUGUCAUUUCAAAAUAAAUUAAAUAUCUGGCACUUUUUGUACAAGAAAACAAUAGUUGUCUUGACUGUGUUUGUAUGUGGGUUACAUAGAUAUUUGCACAAAAAUGUGAAAAGUGUGUAAAUGAUGACGUCAUAAAAAAAAUGCAUUUAAAAAAUAAAAGUACAUGUAUAAGGGAAGGUCAUAUUGUCAUGAAACUUGGUGGAAAGCUAGAUAACAUCAAUAUGCAAAAUCCGAAGUGACGUCAAGAUGACAUCAACUAAUUGUCAAUAUUUUUUAUCUGUUGGCUACUAGCUCAAUAUUACUUUUAUGAAUUUUGAAAACAAAUGACAUGACUGCACAUUGGCAAAAAAAGCAGUCAUACAAAAAUCAUAUGUUCUGUUUUCAAAUAGACAUAGACCUCUAGUUAUUAUGUGGAAAAAUAGGAGCCAUGUUUUGAGGUAAAACUAAGUUCCCAAGCAUGCCACACGAGUUCUUAUAAAAGGCAACAUGUAUUCUUAAAGACCACACGCAUUCUUAAAGGCGUACAGCUAGUGUACAAUGUAGAAGCCAUUUUUUAGGUGAAAUCAAGUUCCCACGCAUGCCACACAUGUUCAUAAGGGCUGCACGCCUUUUCAUAACCCUAUGGUCAAAGGAGCCCAGAGUGCAUAAUACUACCAGAGCGUACACCUAGUUCCACCUCUGAAAUCGCUUCUAAUUUUUUAGAUUGCCGAAUGAGUCUAUUGGCUAUGAGACAAAACUGCUUUCAAUUUCAUGACAAAUGAAAUGUAUGUUAUUAAAUGUUUCUCUUUUUAUUUCACACUAUUUCAAAUUAAAUGAGGUACAACACGUUGUACAAUAAGUUCAUGCAAAAUUAAUGUACAAUAUCACUUGCACAUGAACGUAUUGCAUUAAAUGUACAAUGUACAAUGAAAAAUAGUCUAAAAUACACAUUUAAAAUGAUAUUUCAUAGCGACAGGUUUGAUUUAUUACUAUAAAUGGGAAAUGAAAAUACUGUUCUUGUGAAAAUUAAUUUAAAAAAAAAAGCAGCGGAGACACUGAAGCCAAGCCCAAAUAUGAUUCAAUGAAAAAGC